This is a messenger RNA of Paramisgurnus dabryanus, 3885 nucleotides long. It is a transcript of the gene parpbp, whose product is annotated as PARP1 binding protein. The record is from RefSeq and is a predicted model, not a curated record. Gene Ontology annotation, biological process: negative regulation of double-strand break repair via homologous recombination. Gene Ontology annotation, cellular component: chromatin. Lineage: Eukaryota; Metazoa; Chordata; Actinopteri; Cypriniformes; Cobitidae.
CAAAACUCUGCACUUGCGUUUAAAAAUGGAAACUGCAAUAAAAAUAUAAACACACUUUUCCUACUUCGCUCUAUGAACACAUAUAAGUGUUUAUUUUCUUUAGAUUAUAUCAAUGACUUUAAGAUUUAUAGCGCUAGAAACAUUUCUUGCCAUGUAAGUAAAGUUACUCGUUUGAUUACGAAAUGUUAAAUAUAGCUCUCAUAUGUCUCAACGUGUGUUUAUUUUUUAAAUAAACAAUAAAUCUCACGGACGCACAUUUGUUAGUUUAAAUGAAAACAUCAGCGAUCUUCCGUUCGGCAGGGGCGUGGCGAGUGCAGCGUGCCUUGUGAUUGGACCAGACGCGCAUGCGUGUGAAUUUAAACUUCCAGGCAGCGCACCGCUUAGUUUGUAAUAACUACCAUCUGUUUGCCAUAUAUUUCGGUGUUAGAGACGCGAGACUCGUCUAAAUACCAGUGUUGAUUUUUAAGGAAAGGCUGACUCAAAUAAAGGAUAUGGAUGCAAGCCUGAGAACAUUGACCAGGGUUUUCAGGAGAGAGUGUCAUCGAGUGGUAGACUCAGAGAUGACCACCAUCCAAGGGGCUGAUGGGAUGCUGAUGGUCCUACAGCUUUCUAUGGCUGAGGUCAACAAGCAGGAAUACGGUGACUUCGGAGUAGCUUUGAGUGAAGUUCUGGCUGUCUGGAAAUACUUCCUUCUGGAAAAGCUCCAGCUACCGCACAACACGAUUUCUCCUCCACAAAACUAUGACCUCAUCCGAAAAGAGUAUGAUUGCUUUUUGAAACGCACAAAUACUGUGGACUUGAUUGACGUCUUCGUUAUGUUCAAGGAGCUUCGGAUGAAUGAGGAACCAGAGGAGCCCGUAACAGCUCUGCAGAUGUUUCAGUUUCUCAUUGGGGAGGUGGAGAGCUCGGAGAAGGUGGAGUCUCUUCCUGUGUGUCCCUCAACUCCAUCUAGCAAGGCGGAAAGCUGUAGUCCUCAGAUAAAGAGAGUGGUCAGAGCAGUUUUUUCUUCUUAUUUGGCUCUUUUGAUAAACUCUAAGAAUGAUUUGGCCCUUGCAUACACCCUGGACAAUCCCAGCCGCUCUCUGGGACACAUGGCCUUCACAGAUCUCAGGCAUACUGCCCGCAACAGCAGCUCAUCUCUUUUCCUGACCGUAACUUCAUUUGUCAGGGCAAUACAGUUGGGAGGAAAGGGGUACGCCCCACCUGAGUCUCACCCUUUGCGGAGGCACGUGAAGGGCUUAUCAGAAUUUCUCAAUUUUGUUGACCAUUGUCAGGAAAUCUUAGGAGAGACCCCUAAUCCAAGAGAAGCCGGAUCCAAGCUGGUGUCUAGUAUCAGAGCCGCUCUGGUCAAAGGCCGCAGUGGUGGAGACCAAGUGUACCUUGCAGCAGAUGACAUGGCCAUUGAUCUUAAAGAAAGAAUCGGGCAAAUAUGCACAGCACAGACGCAGUCAGCGAUUGGCUUGGGAAUCAGUCCAGCAAGGCCAAGAGCAUACGCUAUAAACCACUCCACUGCAUAUGGGGGCAGAGAGACUGUCAAAGUUUUGAUGGCUCUUUUGGAUGAAGAAGCACUAGCCCCGCCCUGCAGGAACAAAGCAGAAUUGCUCUCUGAAGAUCAUGCAGUUCUUAAUGGAAGCGCUGGUUCCUGUCUUCUUACCCUUUUCAAAUCUCCCGAAGCUCCCACGGGAUCUUCUCCAGAGCCUUUGCGGAACCGCAUUUGCAGCCAACAAGAAAAUGUCAAGUCCAAGGUAGCCCAGCCAACUAUCCGUUCUCAGUUUGCUUGUACAUACAAGGAUGGCGAUCUGCCCCUGAACAGGGUGUUGGAGUUUCCCAGUACAAGCCAGGUUCCCACCUGCAUUCACCCUGCACCCAAACAAAGCAUAUUUGCAUCUGUGGAUGGAACUGAGAUGGAUAACAGGCCAGCAGCGGACCUAGAGGCCACUAACUCUCAGCCUGAAGGUCCCGGUAAAUCUGCUCUGGAGAAACGUAGUGGAAAUGCCUGGAACGGAACAGGUGGGAAGAGGACCCGGCCAGCACCGCUCCGAAAAGCAACAGAGACCUCCAAGCGAAAACUCGCCAGCAGGGAGUGCAUUGAACUGGGAAUGGAAGAGAACCAGCCCCCUCAAAAAAGACCCCCUGCCAAAGCCCCCGCUAGAGGAGCGGAGAAAAAGAACAGUAAAGCUGCCAGUAAGAAACUCAUUGCUGGUCAAGGGAAACUCACAAGCUUUUUCAGGCUGUAAUUCAUUCUCCCAUCUCCUAUCUGUAGCAAUGCUGCAUGUUAGCUGCACUGUCACUUGUUAUUUAUUGGUAGUCUAAACGCAUGUAACGUUCAACAAGCCAAAAUCACGUCAACGGGGGCUACUUGAAUUUGUAAGAACUUUUUUCCAUGCAGGCUGAAAGUGUGUGUGUAUAUAUUUGUGUGUACAUGAGAAAGUUCGAGAAAGUAUCGAGUAGAUCUGGCAGAGAAGGAACUAGUUUUAAAGAACAUUGUGUGUCCUAAGUACUUUUUUUCAUUCUUUUUAAACACUGCUCAUUCGAUGCAGACUUGAAUACAUUUUUUAUUGUUUUUAAAUUGUACAGAUAUGUAUUGUCAAAUGUUUGGAAUAACAUGCAGGAUGAAAUAAAGGGUACAGAAUACAACUGCUCCGGCUUCAAGCUUUCCAGCAUGGCCUGUAUACUCGACCUAUCAUGCAUCGUAGUACUGCAAAGAGAACAGAAAGAGAAAAACAAUUAAUUGCAUUGAAAUAGACUGCUACUUGUUUACUCUGGGACAUAUGGGAGUUACAUUCUCUGCAGAUAAACAACUGCAACUUUAUAAGAUGGUUUGCCAAACAAUCUCGAAAUCUUGUUCUUCAGAUGGAUUGUUUUCUUUUUAGGCAGUUAUCAGCUGGGCAUCAGUUUGAAAGAACCGAUCUUUCAGCCGGGUCAAGCUAUGAUAGUUUUUAAAUCAUGUUUGGUCGUCUUAAUGUGCAAGAUCAACGUGUGGCUUGAUUUUUCCAAUAAACAGUCUACUUUUGGUCUUAAGAAUGCUAUUGAUGAAAAAGGAGAUAAGUAACUUGGCAGUGCUUACGGUCUAUGUCCCUCCUACCCAUGGGAAUGACAUCAUCUGCACUCCGUGUAUCCCUCAUGCUGAAGCCAUCCAGAGUGUGAUCCAUCCCACGCAGUGGCAGAGUUUGUGGAAAUGCAGGAUAUGUUUCCCUCCCAGGAGACCUCUUGAUUUCUGUGUCCUGGUGGAAACAAAGGCAUUUCAAGUCAAUAUGUGGGGCAACCACUUGCUUAUAAUCCAGGCCUUUGAACAGAAGCAGCCAGAUGCACAAAGCUAAACCCAAAAUGCAGUUAUGCUUUGAGUGUGCGAGAUUCAAAAACCACACCUGGAGAUGUUUAAGUUAAUUUGAACAAAACACACCCAAGGGCAACCUCAAGAUCUCUCUCCAUAACUGCUCUUAAACUGCUGGCGUAUGGAGCCCCACAUGGAACAAAUGUGUCAAACUGCGACAAAGUUUCCCCAAGUCUUGCUUAGCCAAUUUUCUCAAGAUCACCUAGGGCCCUUUUAUCCAAGGCUUCCCUUUCUGACUGUGUCCUUCCGAAACUCGCUGACUGUUCCAUUACUGCACUUGUAAUUGUAGCAACUUAAUGGUUCAAUUUUGAACGUAAUAAUAAAGCAUUGUUAGAUGCCUACAAAGAUAUGGUUUUGAGCUUAAAAUCUUGUCUACUAACCCCACACCUAGUAUCAGCUGCCACUCUGCUAACAACAGUUUUAGCAAGAUGCAUGGUAACAGACCUUACCCAGAAAGCAAUUUUGCAUUUAAAAGAUGUCUAAUUGCCGUCCAAACACAGGCCCGACGUCUAGGCUGAAACGAGGCAAAAUUUGGGCUGUUAGGGAAAAUU